AUGAUUAAUGUACAACUCCUCUUCAAGCCAAAAUUUACUAUUGUCUCUCGACUCUCUCCUUCUUUGUCACCUCUCCACCGCCCUACAGAACCCUCUGCCGUGAACAACAGUGCCACCGCUUACACAAUGCCGGAAAUUCCUCGUGACCCAUCAAGCUCUUGUGUCAUGAACGGCUUAAAAUCCAAAAGGAAAAAGAAAAAGAAGACCCCAGUUACGGAACCCUCAUCUCCAUCCUCAUCAGUAUCAUCAUCAAAUAAUUUUUCUUGUACAUUGAAGCAAAAAGGUCUCGAGAUUUUGAAGAAACCCAAAAGAAUUCGAGUUGGGUCGACCUCAAACCGGAAGAGUACGAAUUUCAGACACGUUACUGUUGAUGCCCUUGCUCUUCCUCUGGGAAUGUCCAUUGCUGCUGUUGUUUCCCAGGUUUUGGACAGGAAAAAUGCAUCCGGAGAUAAGAUAUCAGUGGAUUAUCUGACUGGGGUUUUUGGCGAUAAAUUUGAUGGUUUUGUGAGGAAUUUUGAAACUUCAUUCCGAAGUACCUUCAUGACUUUAAGAUUAAUCUACAGAUCCUCCCAAAAUGUCAGAGGUGAAUGGACAUGGUCAUCUAAUAACAAACUACAAGAUCCUGUAUGCAACUCUGAUACUAAAGAUGGUUUGGAAUCAAUUCCACAUACAACCAACAGCGAGGGACCAAUAUGCAGUCAUGAGCAUACAGAAGAGGAUAGGCCGUUGGGUUUGAUAAAUCGGCAGCUUGUUCUGCAUGAUGGACAUAUGAGUCGGCAGUUGAUUCGUUCUUUGAGCACCGCGUCUCAUUCUGAAGUUAACCAAUCGAUGCUCAGCACCUUAGAAAAAUCAGUAAUUGAGCAAACUCGUUCUAAUGACCUGAAGGCAUUUGAGAUUAGUCUUUCUGUGAAAAAGUUGCAACUUAAAGAAGCCCAACUGGCUGUCCAUUCGGAUGCAAAUUUCUUGGAAAGAUGUUUAAUCACCAUGUUGUUCUCCCUUGGAUAUGGAGCUUAUGUUUAUUCUCAUAGAAGAAUAACGGAAGCUACAGAAUCAUGCUCACCUUUUAAGGAAUCCAAGUCUUGGUGGAUGCCGAAAUCAAUGGCAACUUUCAACUCGGGGCUACAGUUAUUGAUGUGUCAAGUUCAAGCUUUAAGUCGCAUGUUGUUUGCCGGACUAAUGAUUGGGGAAAUUACCCUUUUGCUUAUUCAGAGAUCUGCUGCUACAAAUCAGACCAUGCCAAUUACUUUCAUAAUGUUGCUAUUAGGAGUUGGAUGUGGGUAUGCAGGAAAAUUUUGCAUUGAUACAUUGGGUGGCAGUGGAAAUCAUUGGUUAUUGGGAAGUUUUAUGCUUGCUGCAUUUUCUCUCCAAUAUUGGGGCUUCAACUUUGAUUCUUAUUCUCUACGGGCCCAUAAAUGUCUCAGAUAA
Messenger RNA from Fraxinus pennsylvanica, 1425 nucleotides. The record is from the annotation of a GenBank genome assembly. Lineage: Eukaryota; Viridiplantae; Streptophyta; Magnoliopsida; Lamiales; Oleaceae.